AAAAUUUGUGCCCAUUCUAGUAAAAUUCUCUGAAGUAAAAGGUUGUGUCGCUUCCAGCAAGGCGUCUAGAAUUAUUGUGGCUAUUUUAGCAAAUCCAGAGAAUUAAAAAAAUAAAUUUCAUUAAUAUUAUAAAGACAAACCUAGAAAGGCGUUAAUUUGGUGUUCUCUUUUAAUCGUCUCGAAGUUUAAUGAGUCGCCGACAUGGCGGACGACGAGCAGUUUUCACUUUGUUGGAAUAAUUUCAACAGCAAUUUAUCGGCUGGAUUUCAUGAAUCAUUAUGCCGAGGCGAUUUAGUCGAUGUUACAUUGGCGGCCGAGGGUCAAUUUGUAAAGGCACAUCGGCUUGUUUUGUCCGUAUGUUCGCCAUAUUUCCGCAAAAUGUUUACCCAAAUGCCAGCCAAUCAACAUGCAUUCGUGUUUUUAAAAGAUGUUAGCCAUUCAGCUUUAAAAGAUCUAAUACAGUUUAUGUACUGUGGAGAGGUAAAUGUGAAACAAGAGGCGUUGCCAGCAUUUAUCAGUACAGCUGAGGCCCUGCAGAUUAAAGGACUCACAGACAGUGAUCCCGCGCCUGCACAAUCUCCGGCCAAGCCAUCCACACCAGCGCCCCAACCAGCGCCGCCCGCCCAAACAAUAACUCAAGCUAUUACACCUCCGCGUGUAAGACAGCGAAACAGUACAAGUCGGUCAUAUAGAAUUGAAACUGAUGAUUCAGAUGACAAGAGUACCCAAAUUGUUUUGCAAGCAACCCCCGUUCAACAGCAACAACAACAACAGCAGCAACAACAACAAACACAACAACCUACCAUAGUACAACAAACUACCACCACCACAGCGAUAGUAAGUCAGAAGAGAACGGCACCCCGCAGUAUAAGCACCCCCCAUACAAAACGAGUAAAGAACACGAUCGAUCCGCUUGAGGCAUCUGAACCGACACAGAUUACCGUUCAAACAGUUACCGAAAGCAAAUCGACCAGCGAUGCUGAAUUCAUUGACUUGCCCAUUGAGAUGCCGACCAAAUCUGAACCUGAUUAUUCUGAAGAAACCGGAGAGGUUGAGACUGCCGAGCAAGAUGCAACAUAUGUUGAAGAUGAUUCAUAUGGUGAUAUGAAAUACGACGAGAGCUAUUUUACGGAACAAGAGGAAGCGGGUGCAGCGACGGGCGGUGCUGGUGGAGCUACUACUUCAACGGCAGUCGUCAAACAGUCAUUCGUUGAUAAUUCAUAUGUGGAACAGGCGGAUCAAUCAGCAAACGAAGCACAGGUGAAACGAGAAAGAGACGAAUGUAUCAAAAGUACUUAUAAUUCUCUUCGAUCCGCAUUUAAAUCUGAAGAUGUUAAAGAUGAAUUAUAUGAAUCACCAGCUGUCUUUGGAAUAACGAAGAAAAACCGCCCCAUGGUAUUAAUCGGAAAUCAUAAGUUUAUAUUUUACAAGCCUCGCAAAGAAAUCGGCGGUGAUACUUGGAGAUGUUCAAAAUAUCAUAGUGCUAAAAAGAAAGCACAAGUACAAACUCGUGCAAAGGGAACGCGAGUGCAGACUGCAGCAAAAAAGCAGCAAGUGCCAAUUGAUGCAGAAAAAAAUAAUGUGCAAACUACUCCAGAAAUAGAUCAAACUCAAAUUGAUGCAGCGAAUGAACAGAUAGCAGCAUGGAUGUCAUAUGGAGCUUUUGAUACAAAAGUUUUUAAUACAUCAACAAUUGUUACUAGAGCUUCUAUUGCAAGAGCUUCUGUUUCGAAAACCACUAACGAUAACGAUUCUGAUACGGAAACCUCUGAUAAGGAGGAUUCUGACGGGAAGGGUUUUGAUAUGGUAACUUCUGAUAGCGAGUCUAUAGCUUCUGAUGCGAGUUAUUCUCGAAAAAUAUCUAAGAAAACGAUAAAUAAAAGAAGAAGAUCUGCAAAAGAGAAAAUAUUACUUCCUGUUGAGUGUCCAUAUAAACAACAUUUGAAGAUGACAGUUAAUGAUGAAUUAUAUGAAUCCCCAGCUGUGUUUGGAAUAACGAAGAAAAACCGCCCCAUGGUAUUAAUCGGAAAUCAUAAGUUUAUAUUUUACAAGCCUCGCAAAGAAAUCGGCGGCGAUACUUGGAGAUGUUCAAAAUAUAAUAGUGCUAGAAAGAAAAAUCAAGUACAAACUCGUGCAAAGAGAAAGCCAGUGCAGAUUGAAUCAAAAAAGCAGCAAGUGCCAACUGAUGCAGAAAAAGAGAAUGUGCAAACUACUCCAGAAAUAGAUCAAACUCAAAUUGAUGCAGCCAACGAACAGAUAGCAGCAUGGAUGUCAUAUGGAGCUUUUGAUACAAAAGUUUUUAAUACAUCAACAAUUGUUACUAGAGCUUCUAUUGCAAGAGCUUCUGUUUCGAAAACCACCAAUGAUAACCAUUCUGAUACGGAAACCUCUGAUAAGGAGGAUUGUGACGGGGAGGGUUUUGAUAUGGUAACUUCUGAUAGUGAGUCUAUAGCUUCUGAUGCGAGUUAUCCUAGAAAAAUAUCUAAGAAGACAAUAAAUAAGAGAAGGAGAGCUAGGAGAUCUGCUAAAGAGAAAGUAUCACUUCCUGUUGAGUGCCCAUAUAAACAACAUUUGAAGAUGAGAGAAAAACUAAUGAAAAAUGUUGAUCCAAAUCGAAAGAUUAUUAGAAAACAAUAUCCAGAUGAAGCAUACAAUAUUGUUGCAAAACUUGAUACUACUAAAUCGGGUCGACCAAUGUUAAUUGCUGAAGGCCUAUUUUUUUAUUUUGUUAAAAUCCAAGUCGAUGGUGUUGAUAUUUGGAAAUGUCAAAAAUAUAAUAAAUCAGAAAACUGUAAAGCAAGGGCUUAUACAAAAAUUAUCAAUAAUGAAUUAAGAUGCCGGCUUGGAGCUAUUCACAGUCAUGAUUUAACUGAAGAAAUGAUAGCAGCCGCUGCCUUGAGGGCUCCCCCUCCAAAGAUUACUCGUUCAAAGAGAACAAGGACUCCUCCUCCUCCAAAGAGAACUCAACUAGUGGGUGAGACAGCAAUUGAAACAUAUAGGAAGUUGAGAGAACAAGGUUUGAAAAUAAUACAACGAAAACGGAAAACUACCCAAGCUUAUAUUGUCAAAACUUAUCCAGAUGAAGCAUAUAAUAAAGUUGGAAUAUUGAGUUCCAGUUCUUCUGGAAAAUGUUAUCCGAAGUUAAUCGUGGACAACCAUACUUUUCUAUUUGCUAAAUCCAAUACAGUUGGUUUAACAUUUCGUUGCACAACAAAUUACAAUAUAACAAGAAUAGCUUGUAAAGUCUUGGUUUAUACAAAAAUCAUCGAUAAUGAAAUUAAAUGUCGUAUUGUUAACGAACACACUCAUGAUCUUCUACCAACAAAAGAAACUGAAUGAUUGAUUGAUCAUUUGGAAACUUAAAUUUAAACAUUUUUGCACUUAACAGUAUUUUGAUCAUUAAUUUUGUAUUAUGUAUUUUUUUUUUUUCAUUUUGUUCUUCCUAAUAAAUAAAUAAAUGUUUAAAAAAAAAAACAGAUCUUCCCACAUAAGCUUCUUAUUGUAAAAAGUUACCUUAAGAAAUGUCUAAAAACUUAAACUAUCAUAACUACAAGUUUUCCCCUACAGAUUGUUCAAAUAAGAAAAUUAUCGUUAAAUGUAAAAUGCCAUUGGGCACGUUCAGGAAAUAUUAGGGACUAGAUAUUUAGGCAACGUGAGUUUCUGAACGGAAAUUUGAGUAAAUUGACUAAAUUAUUUUGGAUAUGAUGCUAUUGUCAAAUUUCGAAAUUUACUUAAGUAUUUUAUCGAUCGCAUGGGGAAGACACCAAAUUUAACUUAACUUCAAUGAAUAAAUAAUAUUAAUUAUAACCGAUAAUGCACUUUUUACUCGUUUUUCACACAAAUAAAUUUAAUUUUGCUAAAUUAAUUCUUUAAUUAAAAACAAUCUGUUGUCAUGUUGACAAAAAAAAAACUUUCCUACAUUUUUAGGGAAAAAUUUCUUGCCUUACUUUCCAGUUAGCUUUCCAAUAAAAUUACCUUAAUUGGAAAGAUUUUUGUUGACAGCUGACCAAUCAGAGACCGAAUACCUAAAUAUUUAGUGCCUAACGUUUCUGAACCUGCCCAAUGGAAACAUGUUAGCAAAGCCAAACUAAUUAAAAACUUUUCAAUCAAAAGUUUUUCUCUUUUAAGUCUUUAAUUUUUCAUAUUUAAUUUCUUAUUUUAUUUAUUAAUUUUUAACUUAUUUAUUUUAUUAACCUCAGAUCAAAUCGAUGAGUAUAUUGAUGCACAAGCUUUUCUUGAUAAGACAACUCUUAUCGAAACGGAAGCUUCU
This is a messenger RNA of Episyrphus balteatus (marmalade hoverfly), 4270 nucleotides long. Its product is annotated as ELMO domain-containing protein F-like. Bases 202 to 3339 code for a protein of 1045 amino acids. Gene Ontology annotation, molecular function: protein binding. The transcript is spliced from 14 exons. Gene Ontology annotation, cellular component: nucleus. The record is from RefSeq and is a predicted model, not a curated record. Gene Ontology annotation, biological process: regulation of transcription by RNA polymerase II. NCBI's taxonomy places the organism in Eukaryota, Metazoa, Arthropoda, Insecta, Diptera, Syrphidae.